CCCUCUCAGUUUAGGUUCCCGCAGGCCUCAGGGCCGCGGGGGCCUGGCUGCACGUUCCCUGCCGGCGCUCUGCGGCACGGGCCGGUGGGACGUUGGUGGGGUUGCCCUUCUAAGCCCGCCUCGGGUCGCGAUGUCGUCCGGGGCCGGGUCUCGGCGGCCGCGGGAGCCGCCGGAGCACGAGCUGCAGCGGCGGCGGGAGCAGAAACGGCGGCGGCACGACGCGCAGCAGCUGCAGCAGCUCAAGCACCUGGAGUCCUUUUAUGAGAAACCUCCUCCUGGAUUUAUAAAGGAGGAUGAGACGAAGCCAGAAGACUGUAUACCAGAUGUGCCCGGCAAUGAACAUGCCAGGGAGUUUCUGGCUCACGCUCCGACUAAAGGACUGUGGAUGCCCCUGGGGAGAGAGGUCAAAGUUAUGCAAUGUUGGCGUUGCAAACGGUAUGGCCAUCGAACAGGCGACAAAGAAUGCCCUUUCUUUAUCAAAGGCAACCAGAAGUUAGAACAGUUCCGAGUUGCACAUGAAGACCCCAUGUAUGACAUCAUUCGAGAGAAUAAAAGGCAUGAAAAGGAUGUAAGGAUCCAGCAGUUAAAGCAGUUACUGGAGGACUCCACCUCAGAUGACGACGGGAGCAGCUCCAGCUCCUCGGGAGACAGAGAGAAGCGCAAGAAAAGGAAGAAGAAAGAAAAGCACAAGAAACGCAAGAAGGAGAAGAAAAAGAAGAAGAAACGGAAGCACAAGGCUUCCAAGUCCAGUGAGAGCUCUGACUCAGAGUGAUAGCACCACCCACAGGCCAAAGGACAGAGCCGCCGCCGCCGAGAGCGAGAGCCUGGACACCUAGCACAGCCGUGGGCCCUCACUGCCUCCUGGUGCCGAGUGACCACUGCAGAGCAGGUGGGCUCCUGCAGCACCUGUGUCCUCUACCCUGAUGGUCACCGUUGUCUGUGACUGCUUCAGUAGGCCGCUGUAGUGGGAGGUGAUGAGAAGACCCAGAAGAGGCAGACACUCUAGGGCACUGCCACAGCGGCGUUUGCCCUCCAUGGUGUGGUAACUCAUUUUCCAUGAACUUAAGGCUUCACCCUUCUUUGUGGUUUGGGAUAAUAAAAGUCCAUGUUUUAUUUUUCAAA
This is a messenger RNA of Mus caroli (Ryukyu mouse), 1122 nucleotides long. It is a transcript of the gene Rp9, whose product is annotated as RP9 pre-mRNA splicing factor. Gene Ontology annotation, biological process: RNA splicing. The record is from RefSeq and is a predicted model, not a curated record. Lineage: Eukaryota; Metazoa; Chordata; Mammalia; Rodentia; Muridae.